Drosophila mauritiana is the source of this 2962-nucleotide messenger RNA. Its product is annotated as ATPase family protein 2 homolog. Gene Ontology annotation, cellular component: cytoplasm. The transcript has 3 exons. NCBI's taxonomy places the organism in Eukaryota, Metazoa, Arthropoda, Insecta, Diptera, Drosophilidae. Bases 47 to 2446 code for a protein of 799 amino acids. Gene Ontology annotation, molecular function: ATP binding; ATP hydrolysis activity. The record is from RefSeq and is a predicted model, not a curated record.
ACGUUUCCACCCACAAUGAAAACAAAACGUGCAACCGGCCAACGAAAUGCCGCCAAAGUCGAGCAGCAAGAAAAACCAGGUUACUUGGUACCACUGCGAGUCCUGCGGCGUCCACAUUCCCUCGAAAGCGAGAGAGAAUCACGAGGGCUUAUGCUCCGCCAUCAGCCGGGAUGAUGUUGGGCCCGAUUCCGAGGCGGAGUACGUUCGGAGUGGAGCAAUCUAUACGAGAAGUCUUCAGCAGCGGAACUUCGAGGUGGAGUCCCUGAAGGAUCUGCCCGCCAAGUAUGCCAAUAUGCUAGUCUUCGUCUCCGAGGGUGCGAUGCAAUUGGCACAGCUGCACAUUGGACAACAUGUGGUGCUAGAGGCUCCUUCGACGGCGGAGCAGCCGCUGGUGAGGAUUGUGUGGCCCACAUCGGAACAAUUCCUCACCACAGUAUUUGUGAGCGAAGGCGAUUUCAAACUCCAUUGCACGCAACUGCGAGGAAAGCUACUAAAGAUCUCUGCCUUGCACCCCAGUCGCCUCACUGCGGCUGCCAGCAUUUCCCUGAAGCACGUAAACAACACAGAGGCUUCCCUGAUGUCAGGACAACUAAAGGACGCCAUUGCCCUUCUCAAAAGAGACAUGGUCAAUAGGGUAUUCUGCAAGGACAGUCUGAUCCACAUGAAUUUCUUUAACAAAUCGCUGACUUUUCGCCUGGAGCGAUGGCAGAGCACAGUGGAAGAGGCUCUUGCUGGUCUAAGUCUAGACUCCAAAUCCUUGCAGUUCAUCCAGAUUACCAACGUUACUAAGGUCCAACUGAUAACUGAAAAUGCAAAUCAGCAGGAGGAGGAGCAAAAAAUAAGUCACAAGAUUACCAAAUCCCAAAUUGGGGGACUAGAUAAGCAAUUGCAACUGGUGGAGGAGAGUAUGGAGUACGCUUUGGGCUUCCGGACGUUGCCUGCCGGCCUUAGGGUUUCCCGCGGACUGCUUCUCUACGGCGCCACUGGCUGUGGCAAAUCCAUGGUGCUGGAAGCCAUGUGUGCAGUGGCUGAGGAACGUAGCCAAGGACAUGUCCAGCUGCUACGCAUUAACAGCGGCGAAGUUUACAGCAAAUUCCUGGGCGAAACGGAACAGAAACUUGGUGCUAUUUUUGAGCGUGCCUACAAUCAUUAUCCGCAGCCAACGUUGCUGCUGAUUGAGGAUGUCCAUAACUUGUGUCCCAAGCAAGAAAGCAGCGAUCUUGUCAAGCGCGUCUCAUUGGCCUUCUUAUCUCUGCUGGAUCAGCUAAGCACUCCCAGCCAGCUAAAGGGAAGCAAAACAUUCGUCCUGGCCACUAGUUCUCAGAUUGAUGCCCUGCAUCCGAGCAUUCGGCGAGCUGGUCGAUUGGACAAUGAAGUGGAGUUGGGUGCACCCAGCUCCCAGGCCAGGAUGGAAAUUCUACGAUGCCUCAUCCAGUCGGUGGAGCAUCAGCUGAGUGAUGAGGAAGUGGAGCAUGUGGCAUCUAUUACCCAUGGCUACGUGGGAGCAGACUUAGCAAAUCUCGUUUACGCUGCCAUGCUGCAGGCGCAACCGAAUCCUCUACAGAUGCCGCACCUACAGGCUGCCUUGACCCGUAUUAAACCAUCGGCGAUGCGUGAAGUUCUCAUCGAGUGUCCCAAUGUGCAGUGGUCCGACAUUGGCGGUCAAUCCGAGCUCCGUUUGGCGAUGCAGCAGGCCAUCGAGUGGCCACUGCUGCAUGCGGAUAAGUUCCAACGCCUGGGUAUCAAGCCACCCAGGGGUAUCCUCAUGUUUGGACCGCCAGGCUGCUCGAAAACCAUGAUUGCCAAGGCCCUGGCCACCGAGAGCAAGCUUAAUUUCCUGUCCAUCAAGGGACCAGAGCUCUUUUCCAUGUGGGUGGGCGAAUCGGAGCGAGCGGUGCGUGAGGUCUUCCGCAAGGCUCGCCAGGUAGCACCCGCCAUAGUUUUCUUCGACGAAAUCGACGCCAUCGGUGGCGAGCGUUCGGAGGGCGAUGGAUCCAGCUCUGGUUCGUCCGUAAAAGAACGCGUCCUCACCCAGCUGCUCACCGAACUGGAUGGCGUGGAGGCCCUGCAAAAUGUCACCAUAGUAGCGGCAACCAAUCGUCCAGAUAUGAUCGACAAGGCGCUGCUUCGUCCAGGCCGAAUUGAUCGAAUUCUGUACGUGGGACUACCACAAUGUGAAGCACGUAGGGAGAUCUUAAAGAUCAAACUGCGUGCCAUGCCGAUAUCAAACGAUGUGGACAUGGAGAAGUUGGUGCAGCUGACGGAGGGAUAUUCCGGAGCAGAAAUACAAGCCGUAUGCCAUGAGGCAGCCCUGAGAGCCCUGGAGCAGAGCUUCGAAGCGGAGGAUGUCAAGUGGACGGACUUCGAGCACGCCUUGAAGGCGGUGCCUCCGCGUACAAGUCCUGAGUUGUUAAAACUCUACGAAGAUUACCUCAAACGGAAGUAGAUUUAGCAACUCAGGGGAACCUAGACUUUAUAACUAUUUUAAGAUUAAUUGUGAUGAAUCCGCAAAAGAAUGACGAUAAGAUUACCGAAAGUAAAUCUGCUUAAUUUGUUUAAACAAAUUACCAUGCUGUUAGCUCUCCAAAAUCUCUUCACUGGAUCAGCCUUCAAAUCAAAGUGCUUAUUGUAAAAUAAAACCGAUUAGAGGUCGACAUGGUGUUUAGACAGUUCUAAAAUUCUAAAAUUUAGUGCCUGCAGAUUAGACUAUAAAGAUAAGAUGGCGAAAGCAGACUUAUCGUUGAUAACUUGAAUGCUCCAUUUUUAACCUCUAAAUUCAAAGAGUAUCAUUCUCUCGAUCGUGAAUAUCAAGAGCAAACGUUGAGCUUUAAACAAAUUUCCAAUUAAUGCGUCACUUAAUUGCCAAUAAACUGAUGUGGAACAACCGAAGAAUCUUGAUUUUUGUUGCUGUGUGAUAAAUUAGCUUACUCGGCAAUUACCGAAAUAAAACUUAUUUAAAAUU